AUGGUGAAUGGACAAUCAACAGAGAGUGCAAAAAUCUUGUAUAGUCCAAUGAAGAAGAUUCUAGCUAAUGAGCAGCAACAAGCAGAUGGAUCGGAAAUAAAUUUAGAUAACGCAGCAUCAGCUAACACCUCUUUGGUGAAUUAUGAUAUAAUAUUUUGGAUUCUUAAAGAUGGCAAUCUUAUCAAUAAUAGUCCAUAUAAUCAGAUAUAUUAUCCAUCAUCGCAGCAACCUCAACAUCAACAGCAACUAAACUAUUCAACACAAUAUCAAACACAGAACCUUUUCUUUGAUCCAUUACUACAUAAUCAUAAUCAUCAUCAACAACAACAACAACAAAUACUACCAUCUCUGCUACCAUCAAUACAUCACCAUCAUCAUCAUCUAUUAACCGAACCAACAUCACCGCUAUCACUAUCAUUCAACAGUAAUAACUCAUCAACAAUGAUCGAAACACCACAGCAAUCACCUCAACCUCUUUCAAUGUCAUCUCUGCCACAUCAGCAACAACUCUCAACGAGAGUGACAAAACGUCGACGUAAUCGAGAAACUCCACCUCGACCGCUCAACUCCUUUAUGAUCUAUCGACGAGAAUAUCAGAAACGGAUCAAGGAAGAGAAUCCUAAUAUUCUACUAUCUGAACUAUCACGAAUCUCAAAAUCGGCUGCAGAUCGAUGGGCGAAUGAAUCGCAACAAGUAAAACAACUAUACGCGGAGAAGGCGAAAGCCGAGAAAGAAGCACACAUGAAAUUAUACCCAAAUUACGUGUAUUGCCCGCGAAGACCCUCACGAACUAAACCACGAAAGAAAUCAUCCAUUUCGGGUUUGGAGAGUUCUUCGGAAAAAAUGUCGUUGAAUUUCUUGCUGAAUGACGAAUCGACGAAUGCCUUGAAUUCUUUUCAUAAGUUACCUCCUUCGCAUUCGAAUUCACAUGCAGAAGUCGACGUCGAUCAUCACGUUUAA
Molecule: messenger RNA, 960 nt
Organism: Ambispora gerdemannii
Lineage: Eukaryota; Fungi; Glomeromycota; Glomeromycetes; Archaeosporales; Ambisporaceae
Source: the annotation of a GenBank genome assembly